GCCUAGCACCAAAGGAAAUAAAAUUUCAAGACCACUGUUUCGACUUCGCGCGAGGGAAACCAAUGGAGCACCGGCAAGAUACGGUGUCUUCACUGUCAAAGCGACCAUCUCUGAAAUCCGGUUCCCAAUUCAACAAAUAUAACAUCUGGAAAGACAAGUUGAGGGAAAGUUGCUAUAAAAGGGUACGAGAGGACAGAACCCGCUUGCUCUGGAAAAUGAGGCUGCCCACUUCUCAGUCAGGCAAACCAAAUCAAGAGGAUAGAGUCAGAUCUACAUUCCAGGAUAUCGUAUAUGAUGAACUGAAGAAAAUGAAGGAAUCAUCAUUAUGUCACACAAUUGAGGAUCUAACCUCUGAUUCCGAGUUUGAUGACUUGUUAUGGGAGUAUGAUGGUGUUCAUACUACUUAUCAGGGUGAAUGUGAAGAGAUACUGAUAGAAAUGCAAAGAAUAUUUUAUGAAGAUCUAGAAGCUGAACCAAAUAUAAAAGCUAUUGAUAGCAUAAGUGAAACAUGGGAAGAUGAAGAAGAUGAGUUCUUGGCUCGUGCACUUUUUGAGCAUAUGCAGCUAAAUGCAGAUGAGACCCAUAGACAAGAGAUUUGGUGCCCUAUUUGCAAACAAGGAGAACUUAAAGAGAGUCGUCAUCAUAUAUGCUGUACCCAUUGUGAUCUUCGACUAAAUAAAGACAACGAGCUCACUCUGGACUUCCUCCGAGAGCGACUAGCGGAAGCUCAUACUGAGCAUUUUGACAAAGGCUGCAGAUUGAAGCCCAAAUUCUGUCUCAGGACGAGAUUUAAUUUAACUGCAUUAUAUAUUUCAUGUGAAGGCUGUGAUACAUUUGAAGUUGUAAUUUAAAAUUAUUGUUGAAUUCUUUUUUUAGAAAAAGAAAUUUUGGGUGUUUUUAGGUUUAGCUCAAUGAGUUAAUUCUUACUACUCCCUGGUGUUUGAAAGUAGUUUUAAGUGUUAUCGUGAAAA
Neltuma alba is the source of this 971-nucleotide messenger RNA. RefSeq lists its product as uncharacterized. The transcript has 6 exons. Gene Ontology annotation, biological process: protein import into nucleus. The record is from RefSeq and is a predicted model, not a curated record. Gene Ontology annotation, cellular component: nucleus. Lineage: Eukaryota; Viridiplantae; Streptophyta; Magnoliopsida; Fabales; Fabaceae. The coding region runs from base 63 to 851 and encodes 262 amino acids.